GUUGUUGUUGUCUUUGUUUAUAUCUUUCGAUUAAUUUUCAAAAAAACAAUGUUGUUUCAGAAUGUUAUCAAACAUUGUAGACACUACACUGCUCCAGUCAGUGCUAUAUGCAAACCGUCUGAUGUUUUCACCAACUUAAGCAACGAGUUUCCAUAUUAUUUACCAAAAAUUAUUAAAACAUCUCUAACCAAGAAGAAAUAUGAAGAUAAUAUAGAGAUCAAGGAACGAAUUAAGAAUCUAUCUGAGUAUCACACUCUUGCCAGGGAACCGAUACAGGGCAAACUUACAUUUCUUGCUUUCGAUGCGCUUGCGGAAUCUAAAGAUUUGACAGAGGAGAAAUUACAUCAAGUGCAAGUUUUAGCAUGGGCUGUUGAAUUGGUACAAUCAUAUUUUAUUAUAGGAGAUGACAUGGAAGAUAAUUCUGAGACCCGUUGUGGUAAACCAACGUGGCAUUUAUUACCAGAUGUCGGAUUGUUAGCCAUAAACGACGCCAGCAUGCUGCGUAGUUUUAUUUACGAAAUGCUCAAAAAUAACUUUGAUCAGAACACAUCAACGAAGGUGGAAAAUUAUGUCAAUGAGGCAUUCUUAACAAUAAAUAUCGGCCAAUACAUGGAUAUUAUGAUGUCAAAAUCGAAAGAUUUUAACAAGUUUACUGUGGAACAAUACAACUUUUUAAACGAUCACAAAUCAUCAUUUUACACCGUAAAAUUGCCGAUACUUCUGGCGUUAGAACUUUGCAACAAAGUUAGUCAAGACUCGUACGAGAAUGUGAAUAAAAUUUGCACGGACUUAGGUAUACUUUUACAAAUGCAGAACGAUGUAAUGGACUAUAUUGACCGAGACUCGGCGCCAGUUAAAACCAGCUCGGAUAUUCAGAAGAAAAAGUGCUCUUGGCCUGCGGUGACGGCUUUACAACAUUUCAAUGAAGAACAACGAAGAGAAUUCAUGAACUGUUAUGGACGAUGGGAAAGCGAGAAAGUUGAACGUGUUAGGGAGUUGUACAAAGAAAUAAACUUACCACAUCUUUAUCGUCUAGAAGAACAGAGGAUUAAUAAAACAGUUUUAGAGAAGAUAAAAAAAUUACCCGAUAAUGCGACACCCUCUGCUGAUUUCUUUUACAAGAUCUUUGAUUUUAUACAUCAAUAUACAGAAGAUAUUUCGCCGUCGAUAUUAAAAUCGAAUGUUUCAAUGAGCGCUAUUUAA
This is a messenger RNA of Papilio machaon (common yellow swallowtail), 1203 nucleotides long. Its product is annotated as farnesyl pyrophosphate synthase-like. The coding region runs from base 49 to 1203 and encodes 384 amino acids. Gene Ontology annotation, biological process: trans, trans-farnesyl diphosphate biosynthetic process. The transcript has 6 exons. Gene Ontology annotation, molecular function: (2E,6E)-farnesyl diphosphate synthase activity; dimethylallyltranstransferase activity. The record is from RefSeq and is a predicted model, not a curated record. Lineage: Eukaryota; Metazoa; Arthropoda; Insecta; Lepidoptera; Papilionidae. Gene Ontology annotation, cellular component: cytoplasm.